Molecule: messenger RNA, 833 nt
Organism: Cutaneotrichosporon oleaginosum
Lineage: Eukaryota; Fungi; Basidiomycota; Tremellomycetes; Trichosporonales; Trichosporonaceae
Source: RefSeq, a predicted model, not a curated record
CUUCCUCUCUCACACACCCACACACCCACACACACAACAUGGACGCUAUCGGACCGCUCGAGACGCCGCUGCGCCUGGUCAAGGGCGACCAGAUCUCGGAUGCGCCGGUGACGCUGCGCAUUCCCAGCCGCAACAUCGGCAUCCGGGGCCACGACUACGACAUUAUCAACGAGGACACGGGCAAGGUCAUGUACAAGGUCAAGGGGUCGCCGAUUAGUUUCCACAGCACGCAGGUCUUCUGCACCGCGGACGGCAAGGACCGCCUCUUUGAAAUCAAGUACUACAACGGCGCCAAGCCGCACUUUGAAGGCGCGCGCAGCGACCUCUUCGACAUCUCGAGCGACUGGAGCACGUCGCUGCUCGCCAUCUUCGCGGCGUACGAGAAGGAGCGCGACGGCGUCGUGACGCGCCAGACCCAGAUCUACCUCCCGUCGCGGGACACGGUGCGGCCCGGCGCCGUCGUCGGCCCGCGCCUCAUCCUGCGCGGCGACCUCGACACCGAGGCCCAAGUCGUGCUCCGCUCCACGGGCCAGGUGCUCGCCGUCAUCCGCGCCGACGACCGCGGCCGCGCAAAGGACACGGACACGCCGUCGUUCCUCGUCACCGUCGCCCCCGGCAUGGAUAUCGCCGCCAUGGCCGGCAUCGCCGCCAGCUACAACCAGCUGCAUAAUCGCGCGACCGCGGGCAGCGCCGCCCAGUCCCGCGCAAACUCGCGCGCUCCGUCCCGCUCCCAGUCGCGCAACCCGCUCUCGCGCACCAACUCGCGCUCCGCGUCGCGCCGCGGAAGCCGCGCGCCGUCGCCCGUCUACGGCGGCCACGAGCACGCGACUUAG